AUGUCCUGUUUUUCAGCCUCUGAGUCGUUGACCCUGCCCGAGUCGCCCCUGACGUCAUCCGCCCUGGCCCCCCUGACGUCGUCCGCCCUGGCCCCCCUGACGUCGUCCGCCCUGGCUCCCCUGCCAGUCAUCAUGGCUCCCAGCCUGCCGGGCUUCUCCAUCACCCACGGUACCGACCAUCCUCCGCGGCCCGUGAGCAUCGUCCCGAUCCAGCACCGGAGAGCUCUGGAAGAACUCCAGCUCAAUAAGGCCAAGGCACUGCCAGAAAGACAGGUGCGGAAAACUAGGUAUGAGCGGCCAGGAUUUUCUUACAUGGACUUGAUCAAAAUGGCUUUGAAGAGCUCGGAGCAAGGUCAGCUGACCGUGAAAGAAAUCCUGUCGUGGAUCGAGGACAAGUUCCCGUACUUCAAGUACGACGCCAAGCAGAGCUGGAAGAGUUCCGUGCGUCACAAUCUGUCCCUUCAUCCAGACUUCAAAAAGGUGAAUGUGAAAAAGCAUGGCGGCAAAUGGAUGGUGGCGGACGGCGCGAAGCCUUUGUUUCAUCAGCAGAUCAAGCAAGAGUCGAAGCCUCAGCCUCCCAAGCCAGCACCUCCGGCCCCGUCGAAAAAACCCAAGAGAAUCACCCCACAGCCGAUCCUUCCCAAGGCCAUGUCGUACGCUCUGGUGCCCAUCCCCCUGGGCCCGUUCCCCGCGGGCAGCACGACGCCUGUCCUACCUCAGGUCCCGCAGCAGACCCUGGUCCCCACGGCAACGGGGCUUCAGUACGAGCUGCCGACCUUGCAGUGGCCCCCACCAGCACCCCCACCGCCCCCGCCCCCGCUACAACCCUCCCCCGUGUCGGUCACCCUCGGUCAGCCGGUGCCGAGCGCACAGAACAACGGCCUUCCUCCUCCUCCGCAGUUGCAAAAGAUGAUGGCCCCAGCGGUAGAAGCUGUCGACUUCCCGCCGGUUCCCUCCGUCCAUCAGGGAUCAAAUGUUGGAAGUGACGGCAGAGAGGUCGUUAUUUUGCCCCGGACUGCGGCGAGUCUCGGUCAGAAGAAGUCGGAAUCUUUCUCCUCAGUGAAGACUCUCUUGCAGCGUGGCCAGGCGCGGCGUGUUGUCCCCAAAAAUCCCCGGAAAAGUUCUGGAUCAUCGAGCGAGAAGAUUGUGAUUAUUCUGGAGAAGGCUGCGUCGUCCGACACCACUGAUCGCUACCGGAAACUGACGACGAGCCGAGACAAAUCCUCGGCGAAGCAGCUGGUUUUCGCCAAGAGAACAGAACAAAUUGCGCCGUCGUCGUCAUCAUCGGUGCUCUCUGAGAGCUGCGGGGAUUUCACCAGGAAGUUGGCCGCGGCGUCUCUCGGCACGGAGGGCGUCGGGAAAAACUUGCCAUACAUUCUCGGCAAAAAGGGGAAGGGACGUAUCAUUAUGAGGACGAGGACGGGGAGACAUCCCCCAGUUAUGAAUCUAACGUCUCUCAUGACGAGCAGCGGUGGUGAAGAUGCCGCUACUGCUGCUGCCUCUUCUGCUUCUACUGCUGCUGCCACCACCAUCACCUUCCCCUCCUCAGCGAAACCGCUCGUGAAACGACCGGCGUUGGAAGAAAAGCGAAAGCGAGGAAUCCAUUGUUUGGUGGAGAGGAGGAGGAGGAGCAGUGGUCCUGUCCCCUCGGGAUCCGCAACGGGCGGCGGACAGCAGCAGACGCGUGAGGCGAGGCCUGCUCCACUGGGUGGGAGUCUGAUCCAGCAGGCUUGGGAACAGGCGCGGUGGAGCAGCGACGCCACUGACAGUCCCGAGCCGGGCGGCCAGUCGUCACGGCAACCGCUGGACCGGGUGGGUGGGCUGGGGCAGACGUCGGGUUAUGUCGACGGUGCUGGUGGUGGUGGUGGGAAUUCUUUCCUUCCGGAGGAUGAGGUAGAUGGCAAAUCUUUCUUCCAGGAGAAUGAGACAGGUGGCAAAUCUUUCUUUCAGGAGAAUGAGACAGGUGGCAAAUCAUUCUUUCAGGACAAUGAGACAGGUGGCAAAUCUUUCUUUCAGGAAAAUGAGACAGGCGGCAAAUCUUUCUUUCUGGAGAAUGAGACAAGUGGCAAAUCGUUCUUUCAGGAGAAUGAGACAGGUGGCAAAUCUUUCUUUCAGGACAAGUCAGAGACGGGUGAGAAAUCUUUGAUUUGGGAUAGGUGUCAGGCAGGUGAUGGAAGUGGUGCGCGUGGUGGUGGCAGUAGAACUGUGUCUGGAGGUGAGAGGCCUCUGUGCUCUCGCUGUAGCUGUCAGGUGUCCCCACAAGGGGAAGGGGCCGAGUGUGUCCGUGGGGCGCAGAGUGACAACGCUUCUCCCAUGCAGGUUCCACAUGGAGAGACUACGGUUUCCUUGGAGUAUUGUGGUCAUAUCCGGACGAAAGACCAGAAAAGUCUGACGAAAUCACCGCCGUUAUCGCCUCUAAGGUCACCGUUAUCACCUCAAAGGUCACCGGUGUCAUCAUCAUCAUCUUCUUCUUCAAGGCCGCCUGUCUCGUCGCUGGUGUCAACCUCACCACUAUCGUCGACGCUGACGACCUUCUCUGUUCACGGCUCGAGGUCGUCCUGCGGUGCCACGUCUGAGGAGCAGCGAGCUCCGUGCAGCACUCACCACAGCAAGUCUCGCAGGAAGCAGGUACACGUACCGCUCACCACGGAAAUCUCCCCCGGUCGAAAAAUACUCCUCCCCGGCAGCUUUGAGUCUAACCGCGGGGAGGAGGAGGAGGAAAUGUGUGUGGAAAUAGAGCCGGUGGGCGUAGUUGUUGUCGCGGGAGAGAAAAGUUCCGUCUUGACCGUUGGCGGUUCGACGACUAGUAGUGUAGCUGAGAGUCAUGAGCACUUUUUGACGCACUCGCAGGCUGGAGAAGAAAAUGACAGCGAGAACAAGAAGUCUGUCUCUCCGAACGAGAGCGACGACAUGGCGUCUGACCAUUCGGAGGACCACGUUGUGCUCGGUUUCGAAACGUCCAUUCCGGGCUAUUCUCCUUCGCCGGGGAUGGAAUAUAGCGACGUCUCGAGGACUAGCUCCCAGAUUCUGAGCACUCCGGAGGCAGGCUCGGCGAGGUACUCGCACAGCAGAGUUGUCUCCUACCCCUCGACGAGUGAGAUGUGGCCGCUGUCGUCUGGACUCGUCGCCACAAACUCUAGCUCGACAAGCCACCACCCCCACCUCCCUGACUCAGCAGCUCGGCCCUCCUCAGAGAUAUGUCUGACCCUCUCUCAAAGUCUUUCCCCGCCCGUCGUCGUUGACGACUCCCACAUCUCGUCCCGCGGGCACUCCAGUCCCGUCAGUUCUUCCGAUUCGUUCAAGUUUCUAUCGUCCCACCACCACCACUCCCCGCCCCUCUCUCAGCUGUCCCCCAUAGCGGGCAGCACGGGCUGCACUGAGUCCCACUCUUCCUUCCCGUCCCCCAGACUCAGCUGCUGCGAGAGCUCCAAGCCGCAGCAACAGUGCAGCCCGCCACCGCAAUCUUGUUCCUCCCGUCGUCAUAGUCACGCUCCUCCGAGUUUUUUGCACCCCCCCGUGCCCCUGCCCCUGCCUCUAUCUCAUCACGUCUCUUCGUCUUCGCCGACUUCUUCCUCCUCUUCACCUCCUCGUUCGUCACUCUUACCAUCUACAGCGUCUUCAUCGUCUUCAUCAUUGUCAUCGUCAUUCCUAAUGCCUAGCGGUCCUUAUUUCUGCAUGCCCUCGUCAGCGUCAGGUCCCCUACUUUCGAGCAGCGCCUCCCAGUUUGGCUACCUCUUAGAGCAAGACGACCACCCCGGGCUUCAUCAGCACACCACCGAGUAUCUGAUGAGCUCCCACAGGGAUCCAGGUGAUCCCCUGCCCCACCUCCCCCCCUGCUCAGAGAGGUCGGUGGGGUGCGCUCCGGGGGGUGCCGGUUCUUCUUCAUCAAACGUUGUCGUGCGAGACGGGAGGGGUUUGAACCCCCACCCCCACCCCGCCAGCCCUGGGUCCCAGCUGGUGCAGGUUCCUCCGGAGAUGCUGGAGUUUCACCCAAACUCCUCCGGCAUUCUCGACUCGAGUCUUUUCGACAACAUUGACAGGCUCAUGCAGAACUCUUUUGAAGCAGAGAGCCCCUGA
Messenger RNA from Aplysia californica (California sea hare), 4077 nucleotides. Its product is annotated as serine-rich adhesin for platelets. Gene Ontology annotation, molecular function: DNA-binding transcription factor activity; sequence-specific DNA binding. The transcript is spliced from 5 exons. Lineage: Eukaryota; Metazoa; Mollusca; Gastropoda; Aplysiida; Aplysiidae. The coding region runs from base 1 to 4077 and encodes 1358 amino acids. Gene Ontology annotation, biological process: regulation of DNA-templated transcription; G2/M transition of mitotic cell cycle. The record is from RefSeq and is a predicted model, not a curated record.